Molecule: messenger RNA, 2862 nt
Organism: Drosophila teissieri
Lineage: Eukaryota; Metazoa; Arthropoda; Insecta; Diptera; Drosophilidae
Gene: Mob2
Product: MOB kinase activator-like 2
Exons: 5
Coding region: 486-2672 (728 amino acids)
Biological process (GO): positive regulation of protein phosphorylation; signal transduction
Cellular component (GO): cytoplasm; nucleus
Molecular function (GO): protein kinase activator activity
Source: RefSeq, a predicted model, not a curated record
GCUUGGUCGCUCGAGCGGUUGCAGGUCGUCAAUGGUGGACUGUUGAUGUCGCCGCGUCAUUAUUUGACAUUGUUUUUCGAGGCGCCGCCGUCGGUUGCAACCACACAUCUCGUCGCGUCGCACCGCAUCGCGUCGCAGUUAAAAGCAAAACAGCAGCAGCAGCAACAUCAGCAGCAAGCAGCGCAACAUUUGCAACAUCGAUUGCCAACCGUGAAUUGCUAUGCUAGAUUGUGAAAUAAAAUCGCAUACCAAUACAAACUGAUAUAUCCCGAUAUCCCGAAAAGGGGAACAAAUAAGAAAGUUUGCCUUAAACAAGAGUGAAAGAUGGAAAAAACCGAACUCAAUAAGAUUAAAGUGUGUGCAAAAUCAGUUAACAGCAGCAAAAGCAAAAGCAACAGCAGCAUCAUCAGCAGCAGCAAUAGAAGCAACAACAAAUGAGUGAAUUAUAGUGACAAAUGAAUAAAAGCGAAAAGUGACAGUGAAUAAUGUUGAGAGCGCCCACUCAGCACAUCGUGCAAAUCGGCUUCGGAACGAAGACGACCACAACAACCACAACAACAGCAGCAACAUCGACAGCUGCCUCAACACCAAGUGGCAAGCAGCAACAGCAGCGCAAAACGCUGUUGCAACGCUUCCGGCAGCAGCAACACAAGUUGCCAAAAGUCGCAGCAGAGAAGACACAUGACACAGAAUAUUAUUUCAAGCAGCAGCAGCAGCAACAGCAGCAUCAGCAAACUUCUUCCUAUCAGCAAGGCGACAAUUGUUUGUUGUUUCUUGCAACCGCGUUGAACUCAAACUCGGAGCAGUUGCUGAAGAAACCGAAGAAGAAAAAGGAAUCGAGUAGCUACAAUUUCGCAGCAGCUCUGAGGCGCAACAAGAAGCCAAAACAGCAGCAGCAACUGGCAACUUCCACGGACGACGACGACAGUUGCCGCAGCAUCAACAGCAUCAACAGCAACAGCAGCACCAGUGGCAGCAGCCACAGUUUGUCUAAUAGUUGCAUUAACAAUCAUAACAACACUCAUUAUACAAACAGUAAAAACAGCAGACACACCAGUAGCAACAACAACGACUACAGUGGUAAUUACAAUUGCAAAACAAGCGAACAACAAGCGUGGAAAGCCAGUGCAGCACAACAACUGCUCAUUAGCGAUCGGAAUUAUCCCAGCAGCAACAACACCAAAUACAACAUCACCAACAGCGGCAGCAGCAACAACAACCACAACCACAGUGGUGGCCACACCAUCAUGUCACCCACCUCGCAGGCGCCCACCCGAACCUCCCUCUUCGAUUCCUGUCAUCGAAAGAUCCGCCUGAUCGGCGGCGGUCCAGUUGCCUUCUUGGGCGGAUUGGUUGCCAAGGCCCGUCGCAAGGAACGCGAUGGCGAUCAAAAUUCAACAGACACCAAAUUGUAUUUGGAGGAAAGUGUCCUAGAACGUAAAUUACCUGAAGCUGAUCUCAAAGCCCUAGUGGAUCUUCCAGCUGGCUUGGACUACAAUGAAUGGCUAGCGUCACACACCCUCGCUCUAUUUGAGCACGUGAAUUUGGUCUAUGGAACUAUUAGUGAAUUUUGUACACAAUCCGGUUGCGCUGACAUGACCGGACCCGGCAACAGAACGUACUUAUGGUUCGACGAGAAGGGCAAGAAGACGCGCGUCGCAGCACCACAGUACAUCGACUAUGUGAUGACGUUCACACAGAAGACGGUCAGCGAUGAGUCGAUAUUCCCAACCAAAUACGCCAACGAGUUCCCCGGCUCGUUCGAGUCGAUUGCGCGGAAGAUACUACGCUUGCAAUUUCAUGUGAUAGCGCAUCUGUAUGCGGCGCAUUUCAGAGAAAUCGCGCUGCUCGGCUUGCACACCCAUCUAAAUCUGACGUUCGCGCACCUCACCGCUCUGCACCGGCGCUUCAAUCUGAUCGACGAGAAGGAGACGGACGUGCUGCGCGACCUUGAGGUGGCCCUGCGCCUCACCGACGACACCGGUGGAUGCCAGGAUGCUACCUCCACGACGUCGUCGGUCCAUGACCACUCCUCCGGCGAUCUCCACCAUCAGGCGCUGCAACAGCAGCAGCAGCACCAGCAGCAACACCAUAACAGCAGCAGCAACAGCACCUCAUCGGCGGAGGCGUUGCACGUCAAUUCACAAAGCAACAAUGGCAGCACAUCCGCCUCGGCAUCGGUGUCCCUAAUCGAUGGCGAUGCGGUGGCGCCGCCAAUUUGCACGCAACCCGAGGCGGGUGCGGGCUGCAAGCCAGCGGGCAGCAGCGGUUUGCUGGGCGGUAUACUGGGCGACCUGACCAGCGGCGAAUUUGGUGAUACAACGCGCUACUGCACCUCGGCAGUUCCUCAGGCGGCGGCAUCAGCGGCAGCGGGUGCGGGUGGGGUUGGGGUUGGGGCAGCGAUCGGUGCCACGGAUGCUGCCGCAUUGAACAACGGCGCGGGCGCACUACAUUUAAACUUUAGCAACAAUAAUAACAAUAAUCAUAAUCUGAAUCACCAUCACCACCAUCAUCACCACCAUGGCCACCAUGGCCACCAUCAUGCGGCCCAGCAGCAGCAGCAGCAGCACAGUGGACUCAUACAGUGCAAUGCGGCGGGCGGCGGAGGGAAUGCAACAGGGGUAGCCACUGGCGGAGCAACUGCAGCAGCGUCCUCGACCACCACGGCAUAGUGGGGUAGUAGCUACGAAGAGAGCGGCAGCGGCAGCGGCAGCAGCAACAGCAACAACAAAAAACAUUAGAAAUACUAGAUUUACGCAAAAAUGUUAUUUAAUGUUACUUCUAUGAUCCUAAAGUUGAAAAUAUUGUAAAAAUAAUAAAAAAAAAAACAAAAAAAAGAGAAAACAUUAAAAUGCAUAAACA